AUGGCUGCUUCAACGCCGAUGAGGCUUGUUCUGAGCCCUCGCGAGCAACAGUUGCUCACCACGUUUCUGCGCGACCACUUCUCGGAUAAGAUCCGCAAGCCUGACGAAUAUGACUCGCAGUCUGCGCAGCGAGACAACUUCAACCUGGCCUCGUUCCGAGCCGCGUCACGCGUCUAUGCAGCGACCUCCCUGUCGCUCAAACUCGUGGCCUCCACACUCAACGCUGUCUCGCUCCGCACUCAGCGCAAAUCUGGCCGACCGGUCCAGCUUAGGAAGCCAAUCGUAGCAUCGCCGUCACGAUUUGCUCUGUCACUCGCGAGUCUGCUGUUCUUCCACCGCACACUCUACCGUCUGUUCUCCAAGCUACGCCUUCAGCUCCUUCAUGAGAAAGUCCAGAACAUCCGGGAGCGCUGGCCAAAGCUCUACGCUAUCCUCACUUCGAAAUUGACGCCCGCCAUCGGCGCUAGUCUCUCUGGCCUCUCCUUCGGAAUCUGCCCAUCCGAUCAACCCCGCGUCACUAUCGCCAUCUACGUCGGCUGGCGCGCCCUCGAAGUGCUCUACGACGUCCUCUCGGCUCGUGGCCUGACCCGCAACAACCCCUUCGGCCACUGGGCCAUCUUCGCCCUCGCCCAAGGUCAACUCCUACAUGCCUUCGUCUUCGACCGCGACUGCUUCCCAGAAGCCUACUCCAACCUGAUCCUCGCCAACACGCCCGAAUACGUCCAACGACGCCCCACCAACCUCUCACCCAAAGUCGCCUGGCCCACCACAAACCAAAUCGUCGACUCCAUCGCCGAAAUGGCCCGCCUGAACUGGCCGCCCUUUAUCUCCCCCAUCCUUCGACCCAACGCAAAGUCCCCCUCGUCGACCCUUCCACCAAGCAUCAACCCGAUCAUCAACCCAAUCACAUCCCGCGCCCAUCCUUCUCUCACCAACCUCUCCUGCGCCCUCAUCCACCCGUCCCAAACAUCCUGCUUCAUCGCCUACCUCCGCCAGACGCUCCUGUCGUUCCCCUCCCUCCUCCGCUUCUUCACCAUCUACUACGGCGCCCUCAGCGUCGUCAUGAGCCCUCAGAAGUUCCUCCCGGCGCAGAACAACCUCCUACCGCAGCUGAACAAACUCAGCCAGCAGAUCUUCCGCACCACGACGGCCCUCACAGGUGCGAUCGGGGUCAGUUGGGCGAGUAUCUGCCUCUUCCAGCAGAUUUUCCCGAGGAAAUUCCUGCCGCAGUUCCGGUUCGUGUUGGGUGGUUUCCUUGGCGGGCUGUUUCAGAUUGUGGAGGGGAACAGUAGUGCGGGAUAUGCGAAUAGUAUGUAUGCGGCGCGGACGAGUGUGGAUAGUUUGUGGAAGGUUGGGGUGAAGAGAGGGUGGUGGAGGGGGGUCAAGGGUGGGGAUGUGUAUGUGUUGGUGGCGGCGAUGGCGGUGUUGAAUGUUUGUUGGGAUGUUGGUGGGGAGAGGUUGAGGAGGGAGCAGAGGAUGUUGCGGGUGCUGAAAGUGUUGAGGGGUGAGGUUGAGUUGGGGUUGGGGGAGAAGAAGGUCAAGAAAGAGAGCGUGCCUGGCGAGAGUGAAGCUGUGGUCGGCAUGGAAAAGCAGGAUUGA
This is a messenger RNA of Cyphellophora attinorum, 1599 nucleotides long. RefSeq lists its product as uncharacterized. NCBI's taxonomy places the organism in Eukaryota, Fungi, Ascomycota, Eurotiomycetes, Chaetothyriales, Cyphellophoraceae. The record is from RefSeq and is a predicted model, not a curated record. The transcript has a single exon. Bases 1 to 1599 code for a protein of 532 amino acids.